AUGGCACAGAGCGACAGCCAAAUCGACCACCACGUCCCCUACUCGGCAACGGCUACUAGAAGCAACAAACAGCAAUCUGGCUCUGUUCUUGCGUCCAUAUCGUCCACGUUUCUCGGUUUCGGGAGCUCUUCGCGCUCUAGAAGCUACUCUAAUACCUGCUCCGUUUCCUUGGCAACCACUCAAUCAUUUGACACUGUCAGUGACUCCAGCAAAACCAAGCGGCACAGCCAAGCCAAUCAUGCUGCAUGUGCUCAACCGCCUCCUAUGCCGGCCGACCUUGCCACCAACAGCUCAGCAAGGUCGUCGAACUUCCGACCUUUCCCUCAUUUCUUCAACACCAGGCGCCAAUAUCCAACGUCGAUCCCCUUUCACUCUCAAUCAACACCCGCACUCCUCUCAUACUAUCAGCUUGACAUCGCCAAGGAACCCUCUGCAUUACGCCAGACUGGUUGUACCUGCCCCAAUAAGCAGACCCUAGGACCCUGUAUUUUCCACAAGAAGCUGCCCGAUCUUCCAGCCGCUCAAUUGGACGACCCGGCUGGCCCUAUCAAGGAAAAGAAGAAAUCGAGCAGGAUCUCGGUCAUUUCUACAACUGCCUCGAUCCGUUCGUUUGUCGCAUCCAUCAAGAAACCAAGGUCCCGGGCUGCCACCGUCCAGAGCCUUGUUAAGCCCGAUGCACUUUUUGCACGAGAGUCACAGCUGCAAUCUCAGUCCAACACGUCGUUGCCAUUUGUGCAACCCGAGGAAUCAACACAAAGUCAUGGGCUUUCACUGGCAGCGACUCGGUACAGGAACAGGAAGGAGCCUUCGUCUAUCGUUCGUAGCGCUAUAAAGCGGCAUGCUGGAGCAGAUGUACCUUUAGCAGCAAGUCCAAGACUAUCAAAGGACAACUUGGGCUUUCAGCAAGCGAAACGCCAAGCUGUUCACGGACUCAAACAGCGAACGUUUUCCCCGCAUAACCAUAGCUCUCAACAGAGCCUCCCUCGCACUGGCCAGUUGUACUUGCACCCGACGUCGGUCUCGACGCCUUGCCUUGUUUAUCCUGUUCCUUUCACGAAAGCUACCACUAUCAACAAACACACAGCUCGAUCCGUGUCCACCAUCGCCAGAAUCCAGCAAGCCACAGAGUCGACACCAAACCUCAGUCUACAAGGAGGGGCUCAUGUCUCGGCGGUGAAUGCACAUGCUGAAAUAGCUGUCCGCCCACACAUUGCUGGAGUCUCAGCGACUUCACAUCAAGGAGGCGUCAACCUUAUUUCGAGCUCCAACUCAUUCCUUUCGCCUAUUGAACGAUCCCGGUCCUUCAUGUCCCCGCCUUCGCCGGGUCACCGUACUGGACCUUACAACAAAGAGAACGCCACGUUUUUUGAGCCGUUUCGAGCACAUUCCAAAGGUCGCGGUGGAAAAUCGUCAAGCUAUGUCAGCUUUCAUUUUGAUCUCAGUCACCUCGAGAAGGCUGAGCAUGAAGAUGAGUACGACUCGGCCUCGACUACCAAGGUAAAUGUGAGCCGCACAGAGCAGGAUGGCGUCGAUGGAAGCGAUGAUGAUGGCGAUGAAGAUGCGGUGGGCAAUCUUCGGUGUGACUCAAGUUCUCCUCGACCGCUCCCAUCCAUGUCCCUGCUGAACGUGACUCUCAGCUCCACAGACCUCCUCUCAGUUCAUUCCAGAAACAAGGCAACCCUUCCACCUCCACCUCCUCCUCCACCAAGCUCAAGGCCACAGGAGGCUGACCAAGAGGACAACUCCAGCGAUAAAGAUGACGAUCCCUUCCAGACUUUGCACCUACAUCUCAGGAAUGCCGGUCGAUACGCGCCCACUUCAGCUUCAGCAUCAAGUCCGUCGCUCCGUCUUCCAACUCAGCCACAGUCGGACCAUCGGCACCCCCUCAAGCGUCUCUUCGGAUACGGUAAAGACAAGUUGAAAUACCGGAGCCACAACGAGGUUCUAACAAGAGCACGAGAAGAACUAAAUUCGUCGACGGUAUCACUCCCGGCCCUGCUCUCGAGCUUCUUGCCAUCGUCAGCCUCGACUGCGUCACUACCCCUUCACUCAGGUCAGACUACGGAGCCGCGUUUGAUGGGCAGGGGAUCGAAGCCGUCGAGGAACAAGUUGAACUGGAUGUGA
Molecule: messenger RNA, 2124 nt
Organism: Linnemannia hyalina
Lineage: Eukaryota; Fungi; Mortierellomycota; Mortierellomycetes; Mortierellales; Mortierellaceae
Source: the annotation of a GenBank genome assembly